This is a messenger RNA of Carassius auratus (goldfish), 3546 nucleotides long. It is a transcript of the gene slc25a38b, whose product is annotated as solute carrier family 25 member 38b. Gene Ontology annotation, biological process: glycine import into mitochondrion. Lineage: Eukaryota; Metazoa; Chordata; Actinopteri; Cypriniformes; Cyprinidae. The record is from RefSeq and is a predicted model, not a curated record. Gene Ontology annotation, molecular function: glycine transmembrane transporter activity. Gene Ontology annotation, cellular component: mitochondrial inner membrane; mitochondrion. Bases 586 to 1485 code for a protein of 299 amino acids. The transcript has 11 exons.
ACGUGUAACCAGCACCGCUGGAAUAAUCGAGCUAAAACCGGUUCUUUCCCGUUGUUCCGCAGACUGCGCAAAGAGUACGCAUGAGUUACGCAAACAACUUACAACUUUCUCACGCAAGCGUUUCUCCGAACUAUGGGCUGUGCUCACGGUCUCACCGCAGGAAGGUGUUCUUAAGCUGUUGUGUAACCUGCUGUUUCACCUCUACUUCGAUAAAUAUUGAUUGCUUGAAAAGAAGAUACGCAAUCUUUUAGAGAUAUCGGGAAAAGGAACAACUGUGCGUAAGUGUGUGUAUUGCCAGCUUAUUUUACGGAGAAAACUGCAUAGGAGCAGUUGGUACAGUUGACAGCUGUGUGUAAAGUGACAGAAAGAGCGAGAAUCAUGAUGAAGAUCAGUCCUCAUUCACUCUUCUUCUUCGGUCCUUAACAGACAGUCUGGAAUCAAACUUUGACGUCUAACAUCACAACGGCCAUAGAAGAGGUAAAAAGGAGGGAGUUGAGCUCUUCCUCUGCACAAACCUCAUCAUCCUCUCCGUCUGGAAUGGAGAUUGCCCUGCGGCAGCAGAAAGAGUGAGAAAGAGAGCGAGAGAUGCAAGAGAAAAAGGACCCUCAGCCCAAAUCUGCCAGCAGCCUGGGAAAGGCUCAUCCUGCCCUGAAGGCCUUCAUGUGCGGCUCUCUCAGCGGCACCUGCUCCACUCUGCUGUUCCAGCCGUUGGAUCUGGUGAAGACCAGACUGCAGACCCUGCACAACAACAUGCACCCAGGUGCUCCUAAAGUGGGGAUGAUUACAGUCUUUUUCAAUGUGAUCCGCACAGAGAAGCUGCUUGGCCUGUGGAAGGGGGUUUCACCGUCGUUCAUGCGAUGUAUCCCUGGUGUGGGGAUCUACUUCAGUACAUUUUACUCGCUGAAGCAGCACUUCUUCCAGGAUAGGUCUCCGAGUGCUGGGGAGGCGGUGUUGCUAGGGGCGGGGGCUCGUUGUGUGGCAGGCGUGGCCAUGCUGCCCAUCACAGUCAUUAAGACUCGUUUUGAGAGCGGGCGGUACAAUUACAUAAGCGUAGCUGGAGCCCUUAAAAGUGUGUUUCAGAAUGAAGGUCCCAGGGCUCUUUACUCCGGGCUCACAGCGACUCUGCUCAGAGACGCCCCGUUCUCUGGCAUCUAUGUCAUGUUCUACAGCCAGGCCAAAAAGGCUUUGCCAGAGGAGAUCAGCUCGUCCUCCUUUGUCCCACUGGUUAAUUUUGGCUGUGGUGUGGUGGCUGGUAUUUUGGCCUCUCUUGCCACUCAGCCAGCAGACGUGAUCAAAACCCACAUGCAAGUGAGCCCAGCGUUGUAUCCCAAGACCAGUGAUGCUGUACGGCACGUUUAUGCGAAGCAUGGCUUGAGCGGGUUCUUUCGAGGAGCGGUUCCUCGUUCUUUGAGGAGAACCCUCAUGGCAGCCAUGGCCUGGACGGUGUACGAGCAGCUGAUGGCACACAUGGGACUGAAGUCUUAAAGACACCCGACGCACUUUAUGUGUGGACUUCAUUCUGUGUGUGUCCAGUGCAGGAGUCUAUACUUUUCAGAGGAUGGUGAAAAGAUGGCGUUCUAUUAUCCUUGAAGGCUUGAUCAAAACAAAAGCAGCUAGUGUUGGCUGGGUACCGGUAAUCGUAGGGUUGUGUGUGUGUGUCUUUGUGUGUUAGUGUGUUCAGGUGCAGUGAGAUGUUACCCCGUGACAUUCCUAAAUUGCCACAUUGUCUGCCUUGUUGACGCCUGCAUAUUGAGACAGGGGUCCACACUGAAGAAUACCAAUGAGAGACUGCUGAAUCAUGUGCUGUCAGCUCACAAGAAAACACUCCUUUCACAGGAAGCAAAUCCCCAUUUUUGGCAACUAUCUUAGAAUACCACAUGUCUCAGUGUCACUUAAAAGUGACCACCUUUGCAGGGUUCUCAGAAACCCAUGAGUCCGUGGACUCCAGUGUCUGAGAGCGUUCUUAAGCAUGGUCCUCUGAGUUAAAUUAUUUUUAGUCAAGGAUGAGGCUUAGUGUGUGUUUAAGACUAGUUUUACAAAGACAUGUUGACAUAAUACUCCAGUGCUCCGAUAGUUACUCCAGGGCUGAGAAACUGAACUGACAACACAUGACUGUCUCGCCAACAUACUCCGUUCCGACUAUAAUUGCGCGUCUCUAUGCGAUGAUUUAUGCUGUUCUAGUGAUUUCCUGUGCUGUGUGACUGGAUGGCUUUAUCAGUUCAUUCCAGUACACUGGGUUUUUAUUUUCUUGAAUACUCACUUCUGGGGACAGACAAAGCUAGGAUUUGGAUUGAAUGGGACUUUCUAAGACCUGGAGAAACAUUUAAUAUUUAUUGAAGAAACAAGCGUUACAGUUCCUGAGAAAACAAUAUUUGAAGUGGAACGUAUCAGUGAGAAUUUACAAUACUUCAUGUGCUGUUGGACAUUUUGACUGACAUUUUGUCUUGUUGACGUGUGUAAAACCACUGUAAGACACAAUGGUGUGGUGUAGUGAAUUUUAGGAAGUCUGCCAGAAACAUGUCCGGUUAGUUGUUCUCCCUUAAAAUUCGUAGAUAGAACUAUUCGAAUUUUUGGCAUUGUGACAUUAUUUUCAUUCUAGUUGGGUAGUCAGUUCAUUCCACCAUGGUAGUCUUUGUCGUACUGCCUUUAAUGUUUUUUUAAUCGGCUGAUUACAAUAAUUUGUAGUAUAAAACCUUUAAUAAAGGGAGAAAAAAAUUCAAAUAAAUUUCAGGGAUGCAUUACAAUAAUGUGAUUUUAGGGGAAAUAUGCUUAAUUGUCUUGUAAAUAAUGUCAUCGUGCAAAAAUCUAAAUGAAUCUGAAAUGGAUUUAGAUUUAAGCCAAAUAUAAUUUGUUUGUUUUUUGUUUAUUUUUCCCUCUUUAAAUUUUGGGGGUUAAUAUCAUGUAAACAUGUUUUCAUGAAAUUCACCCCAUAAGCCUUUGGGUUUCUUGUUCUCUCCGUUGUCUUUGAGGGUUCGUACUGUAUGUGCACUGGUCAGUGUCGAACCCAUAGGACUUGUACUACAAGAAUCAUUAUUACCAUGUACGUCUUUUCAAUUUGAUUUGCGCAAGUAAUUAUAACUUAAUUUAGUUUGCUAAAUUCAAUUCAGUUAACAAUUUGUUUUAAAUUGCAUUGAUUAAAAUGAAUUAGAUUCGCAAGAUUAUCUGCUUCAGAAUGCAGCUGAUGCCCAUAGUAUGAAGUUGGGAAAACAUGCAGAGCCAAGUGAUACACUAGUUUUAUAUCAGUUAAGAGUGUUUAUAACUGAACGCUAAAUGCAUAUAGUUUGUGAAAGCACUUUAAAUUCAGUGAAGUUGACUGCAUUCAAACUGAAUCUGAGUGGUGUGUGUGUUGGUCACAUGUUGCUUUGUAAGCCAUUGUGCUUUGUGCUGUUCUGUGGAGAUACUCUUUUGCCAUCACACAAUCAGUAUCGUCUCUUCAGCAUUUCUUAUGGCUAUUAUUGUUGAUAUUUUGUCUGAAUGUGAGAAUAUGUGCAUUUGCAAAUGUCAUGCCUGUGUUAAUAGGUGAAUAAAUCUGCCCUGUUUUAUAAA